AUGAGCAACGAUACAAAGUAUAAAGUAGUCAUUAUUGGUGAAGGGAGAGUAGGAAAAACAUCUUUAUUAGUUAGAUAUUGUAAAGGUGAAUAUAGCGAUAAGCAGGAAUCAACAAUUAAUGCUUUUUGUUUAUAGAAGUAAAUAUAAGUAAAUGAGACUGAUAAAGUUAAUAUUGCUAUUUGGGAUACUGCAGGAUAAGAAAAAUAUAAAGCUUUAGCUCCUAUGUUUUACCAAGAAGCAGUUUGUGCAAUUAUAGUAUACGAUAUUACUUUCAAAGAAUCUUUUGAUAAAGUAAAAAUGUGGGUGACUGAACUCACUAAGACUUUAGAUACAAGUUAGAUUAUUUUAUGCAUCGCAGGAAACAAGUGUGACCUUGAAAAGGAUAGAUAGAUUGAUAAAUAUUUUGCAGAAAGCUAUGCUUACUAAGUGGGUGCUUGCCAUUUCAUGACCUCUGCUAAGAACAACAAAGGAAUUAAUGAGCUAUUUCAAUAUAUUGGAUCAGAAAUACUUAAAAGAAAUUGUAUUAAAGGAAAGAAGAAAAAAGAAAGACUUGUAAUUAAUAAUCAAUCAUUUCAUGAAGCAAAUAGAAAGAAAGAAGAAGAAAGGGAUUAAGGUAAAUCUUGCUGUUGA
Messenger RNA from Tetrahymena thermophila SB210, 630 nucleotides. RefSeq names its product Rab-family small GTPase. The transcript has 5 exons. NCBI's taxonomy places the organism in Eukaryota, Ciliophora, Oligohymenophorea, Hymenostomatida, Tetrahymenidae. Gene Ontology annotation, molecular function: GTPase activity; GTP binding. The record is from RefSeq and is a predicted model, not a curated record.